GCCUCGGCUACUCGGCCCAAUAUCCCCGCCGGCCCACCAAUCUGGCCAACAACUCAGUCCCUAACGCCGCCGCCAAUCUCGCCGCCUCCGCCCUGAGCCCCGGCAGCUUUGUUUUGGCCUCUCCGUCGCCGGCGGCCAUCCUCGCUUCUUGGCAGCUCGCGCGACGCGCCGGACCAGCCGACUCGUCCUCCCUCCAGGUUCCACGCCUUGAGGUUAUUUUCUGCCAAUGCCAGCAUCAACUAUGUGCUCAUUGCCACAAACUGUCGUUGCCUCUGCUGCAACCGCGCAAUUCACAGAAAGAUGCAAUGACUUGCCUAUGCCAUGUUCACAAAUUCUGAGGGCUAAAGUCAAUUCCCUAUCAUUUUCAAGGAAGGUGCCCACUAAACCAACAUUGCAUAAUUUAAGAUGCCAUGCGACUCAAACCCAAAGCACACAACGGAAAUCUGCGACUGCAACCAUCCAACGCUCUGAUCCCAAAGGGAAACUUAAAGGUCCUAAACUUGAUGAUGGAAGUGGAGGCUUCCCACCAUUCCGCUUUGGUAAAGGCGGUGGAGGUGGCGGAGGUGGCGGUGGGGGCAGUAACUACUUCGGCGGGUUCCUCCUGUUCACCUGCGUUUUGCUUAUGGAUUACUUGAAGGAAUUCGAGAAGAACUUGCUUUUGCAAAGGCAUCGUAUAGGAGAUGAAGCAACCCUUGGCCUUGCACAAUAAUUUUCGUCAUCAUUAGUUGCUGGUGUUUGAUGUAAAUUACUUGAUCAAUUGCUGAUGGUUGCCAUCAAGCAUGUUCGUGAUUCACCAUGUGUUGUUACAUCAGAGAUCAGACUAGCUUCCAUUAACUCUACAAGAAAUUGCCGUUAUCUGCACCAGAAAUUACAUAUUCAGGCUAUUAUUUAUUGGCUGAUAAUAACACUCAAUUUCCCUCUUCCUUGGAUAUAUUUUAUUGGCUGAGAUAUUUAUAUCACAAAAAUAUCACCAAGAUGGUGAUAUGUAUCAA
Molecule: messenger RNA, 992 nt
Organism: Oryza sativa Japonica Group (Japanese rice)
Lineage: Eukaryota; Viridiplantae; Streptophyta; Magnoliopsida; Poales; Poaceae
Product: protein FERTILITY RESTORER RF2, mitochondrial
Biological process (GO): chloroplast organization; thylakoid membrane organization
Cellular component (GO): chloroplast
Source: RefSeq, a predicted model, not a curated record